This is a messenger RNA of Peronospora farinosa, 507 nucleotides long. Lineage: Eukaryota; Oomycota; Peronosporomycetes; Peronosporales; Peronosporaceae. The record is from the annotation of a GenBank genome assembly.
AUGAGCAGCGGAGGAGAAGUUGCAGUGCCUGGUCAGUGCUUAGCUACGGUAGAUGAAACGAUCAAAGCAGGAAGUGGAGCGUAUGUACGUGAUGGAUCGAUCUUUGCAUCCAUCUUUGGCAAGUGGCGUAUCUCACAGAACAUUGUGGAAGUAACGCGAGCCAAUAAGACAAUGGCAUCGGACCAAGUGUUACGACUCAAUGAUAUUGUCAUUUGUCGAGUGAUAAAGAUCACGUCUCGACAAGUGAUGGUUGAUAUUGUUUGUGUGGGUGAGACAGUACUGAAGGAGGCAUUUCCAGGGACGAUUCGACUCGAAGACGUCCGGACUCAGGACAUUGAUAAGCUCGUGAUGGAAGAGGUUUUCUUACCUGGUAUGCUUGUCAAGGCGGUGGUGUUGUCAUUUGGUGACACUCGAUCCUACUUUCUCUCGACAGCUAAGCCAGGACUUGGUGUUGUACACCAACCAAUAGACCAGGACAGCCAGACGACCGUCUUCGAGACGAAGUAG